AAUCCACCGAAGAAAUGCCUGAUCCGCCGAAAACCAAAGAUGCUGCAGGAUCUUUGCCGAAAACAGCCGCCAAGAAGGGAGCAAAGAAAGCUUUGCCGAAAUCCGCAGUCAAAGGCGGCAAGAAGCGCAGGAGGUCGAGGAAGGAGAGUUACUCCAUCUACAUCUACAAAGUGAUGAAGCAGGUUCACCCGGAUACCGGCAUCUCCUCCAAGGCCAUGGGCAUCAUGAACUCGUUCGUGAACGAUAUUUUCGAGCGUAUCGCGGGCGAGGCUUGCCGCCUGGCGCAUUAUAACAAGCGGGCGACCAUCAGCUCCCGAGAGAUUCAGACCGCCGUGCAAUGUUAUAUAUUGGUCUGCGGGGAAGAGCAGGGAAUAUUAUAG
Molecule: messenger RNA, 380 nt
Organism: Amblyraja radiata (thorny skate)
Lineage: Eukaryota; Metazoa; Chordata; Chondrichthyes; Rajiformes; Rajidae
Product: histone H2B-like
Exons: 2
Coding region: 15-380 (121 amino acids)
Cellular component (GO): nucleosome
Molecular function (GO): protein heterodimerization activity; DNA binding; structural constituent of chromatin
Source: RefSeq, a predicted model, not a curated record